Molecule: messenger RNA, 2417 nt
Organism: Choloepus didactylus (southern two-toed sloth)
Lineage: Eukaryota; Metazoa; Chordata; Mammalia; Pilosa; Megalonychidae
Gene: GSK3A
Product: glycogen synthase kinase 3 alpha
Biological process (GO): negative regulation of TOR signaling; protein phosphorylation; negative regulation of canonical Wnt signaling pathway
Cellular component (GO): nucleus; cytoplasm; axon
Molecular function (GO): protein serine/threonine kinase activity; ATP binding
Source: RefSeq, a predicted model, not a curated record
AUUUCUGAGGCACAUCUCAGGAAUCGCCGUUGCUGCUGUGGAGUGAGUUUGCUGCUCAGACUCUACUUCCCGAAGUGCUUUAGGGUCUGCCGUCGUCAUAAUCGACAGACCGAGUACCCAGGACUCCAUUUCCCGGCGUGCCACGCGACUCGCUCUACUGCCCGCGGGCCGAGGGCGGUGACGGCGGCGCGCCGGAGAGGCGGACUGCAGUUCCCGGCGUGCCCCGCGGCGGGCGCUGGGCUGAAGCCGGGACCCGAGCGGUGCGGCCUGGAGGAGGCCGGAGCCCGGGGGAGGCGGCAGCAGCAGCGGCGUCGGGGGCAGCCCGGGCAGCCUGAGCCCCACAGCCUGGGCUUGCGCUCGGCGCCAUGAGCGGCGGCGCGCCUUCGGGGGGCGGUCCGGGGGGCUCCGGCCGGGCGCGGACCAGCUCGUUCGCGGAGCCGGGUGGUGGCGGCGGCGGCGGUGGCGGCGGCCCCGGGGGCUCGGCCUCCGGCCCGGGCGGCAGUGGCGGCGGGAAGCCGUCGGUCGGGGCCAUGGGUGGGGGCGUGGGGCCCACGAGUUCCGGGGGUGGCCCCAGCGGCAGCGGAGGAACAAGCAGCAGCGGCCCUGGCGCGGGUACCAGCUUCCCGCCGCCCGGAGUGAAGCUGGGCCGUGACAGCGGGAAGGUGACCACAGUGGUAGCCACCCUAGGCCAGGGCCCAGAGCGCUCCCAGGAGGUGGCUUACACAGACAUCAAGGUGAUUGGCAAUGGCUCCUUUGGGGUCGUGUACCAGGCACGGCUGGCUGAGACCGGGGAGCUGGUGGCCAUCAAGAAGGUUCUCCAGGACAAGAGGUUCAAGAACCGAGAGCUGCAGAUUAUGCGUAAACUGGACCACUGCAAUAUCGUGAGGCUGAGAUACUUUUUCUACUCCAGUGGGGAGAAGAAAGAUGAGCUCUACCUAAAUCUGGUGCUGGAAUACGUGCCCGAGACGGUGUACCGGGUGGCCCGCCAUUUCACCAAGGCCAAGUUGACCAUCCCUAUCAUCUAUGUCAAGGUGUACAUGUACCAGCUCUUCCGGAGCUUGGCCUACAUCCACUCCCAGGGUGUAUGUCACCGUGACAUCAAGCCCCAGAACCUGCUGGUGGACCCUGACACUGCUGUCCUCAAGCUCUGCGAUUUUGGCAGUGCAAAGCAGCUGGUCCGGGGGGAGCCUAACGUCUCCUACAUCUGUUCUCGCUACUACCGGGCCCCUGAACUCAUCUUCGGAGCCACUGAUUACACCUCAUCCAUAGAUGUGUGGUCAGCUGGCUGUGUCCUGGCCGAACUCCUCCUGGGCCAGCCCAUCUUCCCUGGGGACAGUGGAGUGGACCAGCUGGUGGAGAUCAUCAAGGUGCUGGGGACACCCACCCGGGAGCAGAUCCGCGAGAUGAACCCCAACUACACGGAGUUCAAGUUCCCCCAGAUUAAAGCUCACCCCUGGACAAAGGUGUUCAAAUCUCGGACGCCGCCUGAGGCCAUCGCGCUCUGCUCUAGCCUGCUGGAGUACACCCCCUCCUCAAGGCUCUCCCCGCUGGAAGCCUGUGCCCACAGCUUCUUUGAUGAACUCCGAAGUCCUGGAACCCAGCUUCCCAACAACCGCCACUCCCCCCCCCUCUUCAACUUCAGUCCUGGCGAACUCUCCAUUCAACCAUCUCUCAACGCCAUUCUCAUCCCUCCUCACUUGCGGACCUCGGCAGGCUCCACCACCCUCACUCCGUCCUCACAAGCUUUAGGGGAGCCUCGGCUGGGCUCGGACCGGCAGUCAACCGAUGCCACAGCUGCCCUCACUAACUCUUCUUGAGGGCCCCGUCCACCACUCCCCCAUUUGGGCGCCCCAAGGAGGGCUGGGACGGGGGCUAGAGCCCACCAUGCUCCUCCAGCCCUGGCUGGGCCCCUAGACCAGGGGGCAGGGGUAAACGAGUCCCUGUCCCCACCUCCAGACCCUCCCUCACCAGCCUCACCCCUGCGGUGGGCUUUUUAAGAUGAUUUUAACUGGUUGUGGGGAGGGAAGAGAAGGAAGGAAAGCUGGGGUUGGAGGCAUGAGCACCUUCUGCCCCCCUUGGCUGCCUCCCAUCCCACCCAGGCCUCCACUCCCCAGCCCCCUUUCCCUCCUGUGUCCCUUGUAAAUAGAACCAGACCAGCCCCUGCCUCCUCCUCCCUUCCUGGCCCCCGGGUGUAAAUAGAUUGUUAUAAUUUUUUUCUUAAAGAAAACGUCGAUUCGCCCUAUCCAACCUGGCCCCUCCCCUCCAAAGCUGUGUCUCCCCUCUGCCCUAAGGUCUCCUCCCUCCUCUCCUACCCUGGGGGGCCAGGGGGUGGGGAGAGCCCCCGACGUCUUAGUUUCCACAGUAAGGUUUGCCUGUGUACAGACCUCCGUUCAAUAAAUUAUUGGCAUGAAAACCUG